AUGGUCGAUCUGUUGCAAUGCAGCAGCGUUCACGGUCUUCACGUACUCCUCUUCCUCUUCUAUAUCCUCCUCCUCCUCCUCCUCGCAUCUUCCAUGGAGGAGGUAGCCUUCUCAGAUGCCAACACCGGCGUCACCGACAAGGUAAUGGCCGCUAACAAGAAGGAGGCAGCAAGAAUAAAAUGGGAGAGGGAGACGGAAGGGCGGCGGUCUCUGAUCGGAUCGAGGCCCCCGAGAUGCGAGCGGGUGUGCACGUCCUGCGGCCACUGCGAGGCGGUGCAGGUGCCCAUCGUACCACAGGAGGAGAAGACGAGAGCUGCCACGGCUGUCACCCUCGCCGCCGCCAUGUUCACCAACAGGGUGGACGGCAUCACCAGCUACAAGCCGCUCAGCUGGAAGUGCAGGUGCGGAGGCACCAUCCUGGAUCCAUGA
Messenger RNA from Miscanthus lutarioriparius, 429 nucleotides. The record is from the annotation of a GenBank genome assembly. NCBI's taxonomy places the organism in Eukaryota, Viridiplantae, Streptophyta, Magnoliopsida, Poales, Poaceae.